ACAGUCCCUUUACAGAAAAAAGGUUACAGGAUAAUCCUUCUCCUAUAAAUAUCGAUACCAAGCAAGUAACAAGACCAAGUUCUACGAAUAAAGCUCAAGGCAACCAGAAAAUUCUAACACUUCAAGAAUUUUUAAAAGAUUCAAAUUUAGAAAAAAUUGAUAAUCAGCAUAUUUAUUAUCAUUAUUGUGACACUGGACAACCUAUUACUUUACAUCAAAUUGAUAAUAGUUAUCGAUUAUGGCAGCAUCUUGAAACAA
Messenger RNA from Racocetra fulgida, 258 nucleotides. The record is from the annotation of a GenBank genome assembly. NCBI's taxonomy places the organism in Eukaryota, Fungi, Glomeromycota, Glomeromycetes, Diversisporales, Gigasporaceae.